UAUGGCAACCCUCGCUGUAUGUCAUUUGAAUUUCAUCUCAUUAUCAAAGAUAUUUUAUUAUAUUACAGGGUCAUAUUUCCCGGCUAAAAGCUCUUCUUCCAUGGAAGCUAUUUCCCAGUGUGGGCAGACAUAAAAUGCUACCGCGGGUAGUGAACGGACUUGGCUCUCAGUUUCGGAGGAUUUUAUCGAGAUCUCGACCAAACAUGGCGGUAUGCCGAGUGCUAUGAAAACAAGAUGAUGCCCUACGUGUAUUGAACUUGUGACAUUGUUUAGUACCGAGGUUAGUGAGAACUCUCGAAUAUUUCCCGAAGAAACAGUUUUCAUUCGACAAUCAGCUGUGAUGUGUUAACAAAAAUAGUAAUUUCUUGUAUGUUAAAAAGAGCUAGUCUGCGCUGACUGCAGAUCAAGUUAGCUAAGGUUACUUCAAUCAGUGGAGUUGAUGUGAUGUUUCUUUCGUUUCGGAAUGUUUGAAAACCUCUAUUUGAAGUGAAGAAUUAUAAUGAUUACAAUGCCACGAGACUAAUAUAAGUGUAAUGCAAUGUUUUCACGCGGCUUCAUCGUGAAAGAAUGUAGGAUAAUAUAUUUAUAUGUGGAUUCUAACCUCUUGUACUGCUGAUCCUGGGAUGAAUUUGAAUGACUGAUCCUGCCUGUAUGCAUGUGAAAUCAGAAGCCAUGGAUAUUAAGGUUUUACACAAGAGUAGUACAUUUAGCUCCUUCACCAGUGGCAGCCAUAAAAUUGGCAAUUGGUUUGCCACUUUGAGUGAGCGGAGAAGAAAAAGCUCAAUGAAGGCCUCAAAAAGUCUAACUUUAGGGGUAGUGCAUGAAAACCCCCGUUUUGGAUCUGAUGGGGAAUCGGAAGAAGCGUCCGGGGCCUCGGAUGAGGUGACGUCUCCAGUCAAACUGCGCCCAAAGAAUCGGAGACUUAGUGAGCAAGAUAUCAACAAACGGUUAUCUUUGCCAGCUGAUCUACAUUUACCUGAGUCCUUCAUUGCAAAACAAAAUGUUAGUCCAACAAUUGAUGGGCCUCUUAGUCGUGCUACUCGACGACAAUCCCUAUCGGAAAUUGGCUUUGGUCGAAUGGAAACUUACACAAAGUUGGGCAAACUAGGCCAAGGCACAUACGCUACAGUAUUCAAGGGGAAGUCCCGACUGACUGAUAACUUGGUGGCUCUUAAAGAAAUUCGCCUUGAGCACGAAGAAGGUGCACCUUGCACUGCCAUUAGAGAAGUUUCUCUCCUCAAAGAACUGAGACAUGCCAAUAUAGUUACAUUGCAUGACAUAGUCCAUACUGAGAAAUCACUCACACUUGUCUUUGAGUACUUAGAAAAAGAUUUAAAGCAGUAUAUGGACGACUGUGGAAAUAUUCUCAGUCUAAACAAUGUGAAGCUUUUUCUUUUUCAAUUACUUCGGGGCCUUGCCUAUUGCCAUAGAAGAAGAAUUUUACAUCGGGAUCUGAAGCCUCAAAAUUUGCUCAUCAAUGAAAGAGGAGAACUGAAAUUGGCAGAUUUUGGACUGGCACGAGCCAAGUCUGUCCCCACAAAAACUUACUCUAAUGAAGUUGUCACAUUGUGGUACCGGCCUCCAGACGUUCUCCUGGGAUCUACAGAAUAUUCUACCCAAAUUGAUAUGUGGGGAGUGGGCUGCAUCUUCUACGAAAUGGCAUGUGGCCGUCCCUUGUUCCCGGGUUCCACUGUGGAAGAGGAGCUGAGACUCAUUUUCCGUGCCCUCGGCUCUCCACCAGCAGACGCGUGGGGUGGCAUGGCAGCCUCCUACGACAUCCCUCAUUACCAGCCAGCCCCUUUGCUUUCCUGGGCCCCUCGCCUAGACGCAGAUGCUUAUGAAGCCAAAAAGCGUGUGUCUGCCGCGGAUGCCAUGAAGCAUACAUACUUCCGUUCCUUGGGCCCAGCUGUCCAUAAGCUACCUGAUGUGGUUUCUAUCUUCACUGUACCUGGAAUACAGUUAAAUAAAGAUCCUGGCUACCGAGCUUCGGGUUUCCCAAAGUCAGGUGUGUCAGGUCGCAGCAGGCGUCAAAGCAUGUUGUUAUGAAGAAGGAAGGUAAACUGAAAGCACCGUAUAAUGAAAACUCCUUACAAAGAACAACUUUAGUUCUUUAUUUUCAGAAGACAAAGAAGAAGAAGAAGAUAAAAGAAAUUAGAAUGUGUCAGGUGACAUUAUUUUUGGUAUGGCAGCGUGCCAUAUUCACUGUGUCAGAAUUGUUUGGGGUUUCUGUGUGGUAAUUUAAUGAUUUUGAUUGUUGACUGUGAAUAUGUGCUGUAAAAAUGAAUUAAUGUAAUGAUGCUUUACCAUGGGAUUUUUGGUCAGUUAGUAAUGUGUCAUGUAGAUCUCUAAUACAUUGGAAUGAAUGUAGGUGAAAAAGCUUUAACUUUGAAUAUGUGUUUGAUUUUCAAUGAUUUGAGGAAUUGUCAGGUAACAAUUACAUGUAGAAUAUUGUUGAAUUGCAUUCAUACUUGUGUAUUCUUUCUCUUCUCUGUCUCUGUCAAAUUUCAUUUUUAUUUCAAUGUAAGUUUGCAUUUCUUUAUGUAAAUAUUAUUUAUGUUUCAUUCUAGUUGUGUUUGCUUACUUUAAACAAAAUUAAUUACAAACAAAUGUAGCUAUUGAGAAUCAAUUAUGUACAUAAUUCAGUUCCAUUUAUUAGAACGUUUAUCAUUUUAUUUCUUCAUUUCCUAUUAGCUGUCAAUUCCAUCACAUUUAAUAUAUUUUUAAUACUGUUGACAAGCAUCUUGUCCACUUCAAAAGAGGAUUCCUAACAAACUUUGCUGACGAGACAUUUGAAGCUAUCGCACUUCAAAAAUCCAUAUGACAAUUCGUAAACAUUGUUUCCACAUACAAACUUCUAGUAAUAUGAACCUGUUUUAUUGAUGAUAAAGAAUUCACUUUCGUAAGCAGAAUGCCCUAUUCAGUAAAUCAAUGUCUAAUAAUUAAACACCUUCGUAGAUAAAGGCCUGUUAAAAAUUUGUCAUAUCUGCCAUCAUCAGGGUUUUCAAUCUGUUAGAUGUGAAUGCCUUGAUGUAUGUGACAAACUUAUUUGAAUGUCCUGAAUUUGACAGUAACUCUAUUACAAAAUACAUUUUUCUGGGAGGGAAAAUAUAUGUAACAUUUCAUAUUGAUGGUGGAUGGAGAAGUGAUUUUAAUAAAGUUUUGGUGUAUAUUCAUUUCUGAUCCAUCCAAAAUGGACAAACAAUAUUUGAAGUGCAGGGGCGUAACAAAUGGACCCAAAGGGCCUAAGAGUUAUGAGAGUCGUCCAGUUGUAACAUGGUUUUUGAUGUACUCUUCAUUGAAAGAAAGCAGAACUUUUGUUUUAUGAAGGUGGUUGGAGUUUGUAUCUGCCAAAGUCUUUUCAGAAAAUUGUGAAAAAUAGUUUAAGUUAUUACUCUUUUUUAAUUUACUAUUACUUGCUUUUUUUAAGUUAAACUGUUUGCAUAAGGCAAUUCUGAAACCUUUUGUAGAUCUAUUAGAGUUUUUUGUUGAUUUGUUUGUUUCUUAACCUUAUUUUCAUGUUACAACAGUUUCUUUUUUUGGUGAUAUUUAACAUUGACAUAAUAGAAGAUGAACUCUAUUAAAUUCUUUACAAAUUCUAGAUUUGAUAUUAUUAGAAACUGGUACAUGGCAGUUAUCUAUUCCAAUUAUCUUUAUUCUAUCCUUUCUGUUAUUCUUUUCAUCCAUUUUGUUAACUCUUAUUAUAUCUAUCAUAUAAUACAAAAUUUGUGAACAAAAAACAUUAUAUCUAGUUCAGUUAGCGUGAAAUGUAAUAUGACAUAUAGUCUUGGGUUGUGAAUUGAAGUUCUACUAGUCUAUAUGAAGAUCGUAGUUUAUGGUAUGGUAUGUUAACAAAGUAGAGCCUUUUAUUGCUACACUUCUUACCAUAAUGUUCAUGUUGAACUGAUUUUAUAGAUAAUUUGAUAGUAAUUAUAACUUUGGAAAGAAUGUACACAAUUUUUAGAGGAUUUUUUUUUAGAAUGAUUGAAAUGAAACACACCUGACUGAAUCCAUGGUAAAGUGUCUUUGAUUACCUCAGGCUAGUCAUUAUGAAAGUUAGUGUCCUAAACAUAUACAAUCAUGCUGUUGAAUUGUCUCCAACACAGUUUCUGGACAAUGCUGAGAGUCAUGCUUGGCAUGUGGUGCAGUGUGAGGAGUCAAAAGCUUGUGCUUCCAUUAUCUAACUGCUGCUUUUUUGGUUAGGCAAGAGUAAUAUAAGGUAACCCACAAACUUGUUAUUCUGUACAAAUUUUCUUCCUUCAAUUGAUUUUAUUUAGAUAACAUCAAGUUCAUCUUUUCCUAAUACUUAUGUAGUUUAUUUUCCAAGUACUCUUACUUUUACAAAGUAAUUUUCUAAAUAGUAAUUUGUGACGUAUAUACACUCCAAGCAUUUUGCUUGCAUUGAGUGUGGUGUACCAUGUUUAUUAAAGAAAACAAAGUAAUGGGAAUAUAUUUACAGAAGAAAUGUAGGCUUAAAUGCAAUGAUAUAGUAUUAAGUUGUUUUAAUAUCACUUUUAAUACUUAAAGAUGAGCUGUUGAUGUCAAUAAAAAUCAAAAUUAGAAAACCAAUGAGAAUGUUUUAGUGUUUGUGCUUGUUCCAGUGCCAGUUCCUAAAUUUUUAGUAAAGAUUACUCUGGGAUUAAGAAAUACUUGGAACAAAUUAUAUUCCUGAUGUAAGGCUCAUCAGAUUUCUGAUAUUGGGGAAAAAAUUUUAUACUGCACCCAACUUACUUUUCAAGCUACUACCACCAUGUAAAUUAUUAUGUCAUUAAAGGAAAAAAUAUAUGAAUUUAAACAUUUUGCUGAAGUUUGUCAUUAUAUGUAAGUUUGCGGGUUACAAGAUGGUGAAGUGUGCAUGUGCCAUACUCACAAAUUAUGAAUGAAUUUGUCAAUUGAAAGGUUCAGCAAAGAACAGUGAAGUGAAUAUUUCCUUUGCUAUUAUUUUAUAUUGGUUAAAAUUCCUUGUUUAAGAGACUUGUGAUGGAGAUUUUUGAUAUUUUUUGUUAUCUUAUGGACUCUGAUAUUGCCAGGUCUAUUUUGGUUUUCUAGAACUCUUCAAUUAAAUCAAAGUUGUUGUUCUGCAUGUUUGUUACAUGUGUUGAUUUGUAAAUACAAAAAAAAGCAUAUAAUCUGGAUGUAACCUCCAAAAUUGUAAGUUAUUUACUACAAACUCCUUUCAUUCUCAGCCAGCUUUCAGAUGAAUGUUUUGGCAGCUUUUUUCCUUAAUGGUGUAAUUAUUUACAGACUUUAUUAGCACCAUUGUGAGAAAUGGAGACAAAUGAGAAUUACCAACUAUGUUUAAUGCAGUUUUAUUAUUAUUUAACUGGAAGUGUUGUUUCCAGACAAUAUAUGUAAAUAUAUUAAAAUGCAACCACACAUGUACCCCUAUAUGCAUUUACUGGUAUGCAUGUGUUAUGUGUAUCCUGUUCAUUUGGUUGUACAUGACCCUUGUUUUGAGUAGCUUCCCCUGAUGAAGCAUAAUGCAAUGCUUGCAUAUUGGCCUGAGACUGUACAUAUGCUGGACAUGACCAUACGUGAAAGACAGCAAGACGCACUUUGCUGAUAGAUCCGAAAUAUGGCUGUGAGAAAUCUUCUACCACCACACACAACUUUGAAUUCUGAUUAAAAUUUCUGCUUUUAAAAGCUGUAAAAUAAUUGAAGUAGAGAUCAGGACUGUUGGCAGUCUUGCUUACAAGUUUACUGUCUCAUAUGGUGAGAUGCCUGGUCAAUUCUUAGCUAUAUGGAAUAGCUAUUAGCAGUGAUGAUAGUUGUAGAGUAGUUUUGACUCGAUCAUUUCCAUCCAUUAAAAGUAAGUUGCAUCAUAUUUGUGAAUUUUAACUGGGAUUCCAAAGUUUGUAUGGUGCUCUUGGACUUGCAUUUCUUGUCAUAUAUAGCGAAUAAGAAAAACUUUAUAUUGUGAUAAUGACAACUUUUAACAAUCUUGUGCAAUGGUUACUUUUCUACCACUUCUUCUUCGUCUUCACAUUUUAGAAUUUACCUUCAUUGCAGUAAGUUGGACAGAAAAGUACCUUCCAACACUUUUUUCUGGUAUAUCCUCUAGAGUAAAGAUGUAGUUGCCUCUAGUGAUGUAACACCAAUAUAGAAAUGUUUCAAUCUAGAAACAAAAUUCACAUCUCAGGAACUUAUUCGAUUUACUUGCAUUUGUUAUUUUAGCAACAAAAAAAUUAUACAAGUGCAAAAAUAGUGUUGUAAUUGACAUCUUGUUUAUGAAGUUCAUAUUUAAUGAAAAUGUGAGUCAGUCAAUCUUUUGGGCUGUUGUGUUGCAAAUAUUUGUGCCUUCAUCUGUCUCGGCUUCACAAAAUUCCUAGCUAAUGGAGCUCUUAUGUGGUCAAUCAGGUCAGAUAUUGCAGUGUUAAAUAAAUUUCCUGUGAGGGAUUUUUGGAUAGUACAGUGGAAUCUCAUUUGCACUUUUUCAAAGAAUCAGAAGUUUUGAACAUUGUAAACAGGAAAAUGUUAAGAAAUGCUCAAUUUGUCAAUUUCACAUUUCCUUGCAGGGUGGCCACUAUCUGAAAAAACUGGAGAACCAGGGAAUUUGUAUGAGAGUCAUAAGAAAUCAGGGAAAAGUUUUAGUAUGUUGUAAAACUAGGUAUUAUUCCUUAAAAACAUUAGUACAUCACUGUUUUGCUCAAUUUGUAUUUAGUGAGAAAAUAUUAAUUUGUACUUUGUCAUGGCAAAAUCAGAGCUGGACAAUUAGUAUCUGGAUAAUUUAAAUAAUUUCUUUAAGUGUGAAAUUAUAUAUCUUAUUAGAAAAAUGUACUAGAGAUGACAUGGAAAUUUGUUCCAGAAUGAGUGGCCAUCCUGCCUUAUUCAGUACACAAUAAUAUGAAAUAGAAGCUAAUUUACAUGUAAGACACCAUUACACAUCAGGUUAAUUUAAUUGCAUAUAAUAACUAAAUAAAACCAAACUUACAUGUAAAUAAAUAAUGCAAAUUAAUUAAAAAUCAGCAUCCUCUGUGUCAAAAUUAAAGAAUUGCAUGGUAAUGCCACUGAACAAAGAUGGCAGAGAUCCAGAACAUCACAUUUCCCUUUAUCUUCAGUUCAUAAUCGUACAGGCUGAAAGUGCCCAUCUGUGCUUUCUUUUUCUCUGGACACUCACACAUUGAAGACAAUGUGGGUCCACUAGAAAACUCAAGAAUCCUGGAAAAUGUUUCCAACAAAUUUAAAUGUGCUAAGCAGAAUUGUUAAUCGUUUAAACAAGUAAUUUAACAGAUUUGCGAUGCGGGCUUAAAAAUUCAGACAUGUGGGAAAACAUGUUAAUGGACACCAUGCUAAUGAGAUUUCACUGUAAAAGAAAAUAUAUAAUGAAAAAAUCGGUUAAUAACUAGCCAUCGUAGUAUUGUUAAUUUUUGUUUUCUUACAAGUUCAGUGCUGCUGUUAAUUUUAAAUCAUUAUGAUUAUUACAGUAAUUCAAGAAUAUUCUAUUAGUAUUAUUACUAUUAUUUUUUUUCUCUCUCUCUCUCCCC
Gryllus bimaculatus (two-spotted cricket) is the source of this 7481-nucleotide messenger RNA. NCBI's taxonomy places the organism in Eukaryota, Metazoa, Arthropoda, Insecta, Orthoptera, Gryllidae. The record is from the annotation of a GenBank genome assembly.